Ctenopharyngodon idella (grass carp) is the source of this 551-nucleotide messenger RNA. Its product is annotated as lysozyme S. NCBI's taxonomy places the organism in Eukaryota, Metazoa, Chordata, Actinopteri, Cypriniformes, Xenocyprididae. The coding region runs from base 3 to 551 and encodes 182 amino acids. The record is from RefSeq and is a predicted model, not a curated record. The transcript has 4 exons.
UCAUGAGAAUCUAUCCAGACAUGAAGAUGUUGGCAGUUAUGGUCAUUUUAUUCCUGGCGGCCGGCUUGAGUGACAGUGUGAUUCUGACUAAAUGUGGGCUGAAGCAGCAGCUUCAAACAAGCCUUACACUGCCUCCGAAUACGACCGACCUCCUGGCGCAGAUCGUGUGUCAUGUCCAGCUGACCUCUAACUUCAAUACCAGCGCCAUUAAGAUGAUCAUUGAGCCAGAAAAGCCACAUGAAAGUCAAGGUUCUCGCAAGGGCAGGUCUGCCAAGAAAGGCCGCCCCUCCGCUAAAGUCACCCCUAAACCCCACUUGGAAAGUGGCGAGGACAAAAAUGAGUUCUGGACCCUGUACGGCUUGUUCCAGCUCAGUGACCAUGUGGUGUGCAACUCCACUCGACGUCAUUCACUGAACCUCUGCGGACUGACCUGCGACAAGCUGUUUGACGAUGACAUCAGUGAUGAUGUGGCCUGUGUCCAGGUCCUUAUAAAUAAAAUGACUGCAGUGAUUCCUGACCCCGAAACUGCUAAACACAUCCAUAAAAUGUAA